Drosophila obscura is the source of this 2915-nucleotide messenger RNA. It is a transcript of the gene Stt3A, whose product is annotated as dolichyl-diphosphooligosaccharide--protein glycosyltransferase subunit STT3A. The record is from RefSeq and is a predicted model, not a curated record. The transcript has 6 exons. The coding region runs from base 224 to 2386 and encodes 720 amino acids. Gene Ontology annotation, cellular component: membrane. NCBI's taxonomy places the organism in Eukaryota, Metazoa, Arthropoda, Insecta, Diptera, Drosophilidae. Gene Ontology annotation, biological process: post-translational protein modification. Gene Ontology annotation, molecular function: dolichyl-diphosphooligosaccharide-protein glycotransferase activity.
ACGACCCACAUCCCUACCAUUGCUGAGUUCCUGCCACGAAUAAAGUUCCGUCGCGCAGUUUAAAAGUAUUUUUUUCGUCCCAUUAUCAACUGUGAGCCAGUGCAGGUAAUGUGCAGGACAAGCGCGUGCAUUGGAGCUGUAACCCGAGCCCUUACCUACGUGUAGUUUGGUCCCGCAACACACCCCAAAUCCCAGCAACCGGCAUACACCGACCGGCAAAACUAUGGCCGUGGACAUUGGCGGAGGCGUGGGCGGUAGCGUCGCCAGCAGGGCCAAGGGUCUCCUUACCUGGGACAAGCAGGAGCAUCUGCUCAGGCUGGUCAUCCUCAUACUGGCGGCAGUGCUGUCCUUCGCCACGCGCUUAUUUUCGGUGCUGCGGUUCGAGAGUGUGAUCCAUGAAUUCGAUCCUUACUUCAACUACCGCACCACGCGGUUCCUGGCCGAGCAGGGCUUCUACAAGUUCCACAAUUGGUUCGAUGAGCGCGCCUGGUAUCCGCUGGGCCGCAUCAUCGGCGGCACCAUCUACCCGGGGCUGAUGCUCACAUCCGCGGCCCUGUACCGGAUCAUGUGGCUGCUGAACAUCACCAUUGACAUACGCAAUGUGUGCGUCUUCCUGGCCCCCUUCUUCUCCUCCCUGACCGUGCUGGUCACCUACGCCCUGACCAAGGAAAUUCAUAGCACUGGUGCUGGCCUAGUGGCUGCCGCUUUGAUCUCCAUUGUUCCUGGCUAUAUAUCGCGGUCGGUGGCCGGAUCCUAUGACAACGAGGGCAUCGCCAUCUUCUGCAUGCUGCUCACCUAUUAUCUGUGGAUAAAGGCGGUCAAGACGGGCACCAUCUUCUGGUCGGCCAUGUCCGCACUGGCCUACUUCUACAUGGUGUCCUCGUGGGGCGGCUAUGUGUUCCUCAUCAAUCUGAUACCGCUGCAUGUGCUGGCCCUGAUGAUCACCGGACGAUUCUCGCACAGGAUCUACAUUGCCUACAGCACGCUCUACUGCGUGGGCACCAUCCUCUCCAUGCAGAUAUCGUUUGUGGGCUUCCAGCCCAUCCAGAGUUCCGAGCAUAUGCUGGCCCUUGGCGUCUUUGGGCUGUGCCAGAUACACGCGUUCGUGGACUAUCUGCGCUCUCGCAUACCCAAGGAUCACUUUGAGCUGCUCUUCAAGACGCUGGUGUCGAGUGUGCUCACUGUGGUGCUGGUCGUGGGCACUCUGCUGACGAUUACCGGCAAAGUGUCGCCCUGGACGGGACGCUUCUACUCGCUGCUGGACCCAUCCUAUGCCAAGAAUCACAUACCCAUCAUUGCCUCGGUGUCGGAGCAUCAGCCCACGUCCUGGUCAUCAUUUUACUUUGAUCUUCAGAUUCUGGUGUUUCUCUUUCCCGCUGGCCUCUACUUUUGCUUUUCGAAGCUCACCGAUUCGAACAUUUUCAUCAUUUUGUAUGGCGUGACGAGCAUCUACUUUGCGGGUGUUAUGGUGCGCCUCAUGCUGGUGCUGGCCCCCGUGAUGUGUGUGCUGUCGGGCAUCGCCAUCUCCCAUCUGCUGGCCAAGUACAUCAGGAGCGUGGACGCUGGCGGCGCCGCCAAGCCCACGGACAGCAAGCGGCAUCACAAGAAGCUCGAACAGCAGGCGGGCGGCGUCAAGAGUGAGGUGGCCAUUGGUUUUGUGGGCAUCAUCACAAUGAUGCUGAUUGUCUACACGCUCCACUGUACGUGGGUCACCUCCGAGGCCUACUCCUCGCCCAGCAUUGUGCUCAGUGCUCGCUCCCAUGACGGUGGUCGCAUUAUCUUUGAUGACUUUCGAGAGGCCUACUACUGGCUGCAGAUGAAUACACCAGAGGACGCCCGCAUUAUGUCGUGGUGGGACUAUGGCUAUCAGAUCACCGCCAUGGCUAAUCGCACCAUUCUGGUGGACAAUAACACGUGGAAUAAUACGCAUAUAUCGCGCGUGGGCCAGGCCAUGGCCUCGUCCGAGGAGAAGGCCUACGAGAUAAUGCGCGAACUAGAUGUGGACUAUGUCCUGGUGAUCUUUGGCGGCCUCACCGGCUACUCCUCGGACGAUAUCAACAAGUUCCUGUGGAUGGUGCGCAUCGGCGGCAGCACGGACCGUGGGGCGCAUAUCAAGGAGAAGGACUACUAUGCGGCCAACGGGGAGUUUCGUGUCGACAAGGAGGGCUCACCCACCCUCCUCAAUUGCCUCAUGUACAAGAUGUGCUACUAUCGCUUCGGCCAGAUGUACACCGAAGGUGGCAAGGCCCAGGGCUAUGACAGGGUGCGUGCCGCAGAAAUUGGCAACAAGGACUUUGAGCUGGAUGUCCUCGAGGAGGCAUACACCACGGAGCAUUGGCUGGUGCGCAUCUACAAGGUCAAGGAUCUGCCCAAUCGCGGGGUCUAGGUGCGGUACGCCCCAAAAUCCCCCCGGAAGCAUUCCAAGCAUCGCUGUCUCUAUAUCUGUCCCUUUCGUGUGCGUGUGUACUUGUAUAUUAGCUCUCCAUGUGUCCCUCUCUAUCUCACGGAAACCGCAUUUGGUAAUCUCGCGCCCUGUCUGUCCUCUCGCUCUCUCCACCUUCCCCUCUCACAGCGGGCAAUUUAGUUUUAAAAUUUUAUUCAUUUUUUUUGCCUAGUAUUUGUCAAGCUGUAAAUGUCGGUUCCGCACUAGAGCCCCUACCAUAUGAGCACACACACACACAGUUGCAUAGACAUAUGCACAUAUGCGUUUCCUGCGUGUACUCAUGAAAGGGCCUCUAGUGCGUGCAGCCCUCUGAAGACGCUGCCCCUAUAUCCUACAUUGUGUAAGCGAAAAGAUCGAAAUAUAUAUUAUAUAUUGUAUACAUACUCGUAUGACAAACCUGAUCAUCAACUACGACAAACCUGCCGAUUGUCAGCGUUCAAACUUAAUAAAAAAAUUAGUGCGAGAUUAAAAA